Messenger RNA from Cryptotermes secundus, 6056 nucleotides. RefSeq lists its product as uncharacterized. The transcript is spliced from 3 exons. Gene Ontology annotation, biological process: regulation of immune system process; negative regulation of transcription by RNA polymerase II; regulation of cytokine production. The record is from RefSeq and is a predicted model, not a curated record. The coding region runs from base 663 to 3971 and encodes 1102 amino acids. NCBI's taxonomy places the organism in Eukaryota, Metazoa, Arthropoda, Insecta, Blattodea, Kalotermitidae.
ACGAAAGAGGACGCUUUUGGUUGGCGAAGUAACUGCUGUUGUACAGUGGGGGUUCUUGUGAGCCUGGUCCGAAAUAAAGCUGCCCGGACAUUAGUGAGUGAGCAGUGGACACGUGUUGUGUGUGUGUGUGUGUGUUUGGUGAGACAAUGGACGUGUUGUGAUUGUCAGGGACAUCCGAAGCGACAGGCCAAACUAACGUAAGUACAGUGAUCUAGUGAGCGUUAAACAGUGUGGCUAUGGUUGAAGAGGUCGAAGUGGUUUUCGUCAGGACGACAGAAAAAUGUGAUCUGGUCUAAUUGGAGGGUAUGGAAGCUUGCAGCACGUACAUCUUUUGCGACGUAGGUUUCACGGUCUUUCUCACGGUGGAGGAGUAACAGCUACUUGCGGUCUUCAAUUCCAGUCCUGUUCUACACUACUUCGGUCUGUUGGGCACCACCUGAGGGCAAUCAUAUGUAAUGCUGUCUUCAGCAAGUGCUGGGAAACUAGUGGAAACUGUGAAGAGGGUUUGGCUUCCAACAGCAAGGAUGAAUAGACAGUCAUUGUCCUGAUAUCAGUUACCACUGAUUUUUGGUGUAGUGAGCUGCAUUUAUUAUUCUUUGUGGGGAAGGUUAUAGAUAUUUUUGUAACAUAUAUGACGGGGCACCUUCGUGCAAGAACUAGCUAUGGCACAUAGCGGUGUGCAGCAAGACCAUCACUGUAAAGACUGUGGACUGUACUUUGAUAGUAUCAAGUCUCUGGAUGUUCACCUACACUACCACAAAGAAAACCUGCUCAUAAAGUGGGCGACCCAGCCAGAUGAGACUAAUAAUAACAACGCGUCUUCCAAUAAACAAAGGGGUGGAGUAACAACAGCUCCUGCAGAUUCUAGCAAUGGCAUGAUCAAGUCGGAGCCAGGUCACCCAUCAGGUGGUGGCAGUCCGCAAUCCAACUCUUUCAACCAUCCCCCAACACCCAGCAGCUAUAGUAGUGCUCCAUCUCCUUUCCAAGAUUCUUCAGUGCAGAGAUUCUCUCCAAUGGCUUCAUCGGGUUAUAAAGUUGGUGAAAGCACUCUGCCUCAGCAACAAAACGGGGCAUUGCGUUCAUUCCAACAAUAUGGCAACUUCCUGCCUCCCAAUCCAGAGGGCAGUGGAUAUUUCAUGGAAGGCAAUGGUAAUUCAGGGUACAUUUUAGGCUCAGGUAUAGAUUUUCCAGCUUCUUCCAAUAUGGACAAUCUCCAAUCAUCGCCACCAAAUUCAAUGUCUUCACCGUCUCCAUCAUCAUCCAUUGGCCCUGUUACAUCAACCAGCAUUCGUUAUCAUCCAUACCAACGACCGGCAUCAGGGAGCCAACUUUAUAUACCUGAUCGUAACAAUAGUGUAACUUCAUCUGGACCGUCACCAUCAUACCAACCACCCCCAACACCCCACCAAUGUGACAAGUGUGGUUAUGUGUGCAACAGCAGUUCGGCUCUGUCAGAUCACAUCAACACUGCGCAUCCUCCUGCACCAUCACCAUCAUUCAUGAACAACCAGCUGCAAUUCCAACAAGAGAUCAUGUUCCGGAAUUAUGGCAACAAUGGAAGUCCGGAUGUUGUAGGGGGCCAUCAGGCUGUUGGAGAAACCAAAGAUGAAACAGCAGCAGAAAUUUUGGACCUAGAUUCGCACAAGGUACAUCAUGUGUAUCAACCUGAAGAAGAGGCCACAGCAAUAAGAACUGCAGCAGGCAGUGAAGGCUCCAACAGGGGUGGCAACCCUCACUCAGUGUCUGCCAUGCUUUGGGGCAGUGCACCACAAAACAGUGCCAACUCCCAUGUCAUGUCUUCCACUACACCAUCAGACUUCCGUGGUGUGACUUCUCCAGAGGGGGUGACAUCUCAACAGCAGUCCAUGACAUAUCAGAAGGUGGGUCUAUACCCUCAGCACCUGGUUACUGUUCCUGGGCAAGUAAUGCAUCAACACUUGCAUCAUACGAUGACAUCAGUUCCUAACAUCUCAUCUAGUCUUCCCCCUCCAGUUCCAAUGUCCUCUGCAUCUCCUCACCAAAACAAGAAUGGACCACCCAUACAACAGACUUCACAGCAACCUGGUAAUCAGACUUGGAAGUCAAACGAGGCACGGAGACCUAAGACAUACAACUGUUCUGCUUGUAAUAAAUGGUUCACUAGCUCAGGUCAUCUCAAAAGGCAUUACAACACAACAUUACAUAAGAAUGCUGUUAAACAGAGUGGAGCACCUGACCCAGCCACACAGCCCAUCAGCAACCAUCACCAUCCUGGACGUGCAGCCACAGAUGUUGCAACCAGUUCCAGGGGAACGCCAUCAGGAGAAUCACAUGUGGCACAGCAGAGCCCUGUGCCAGCUGGUUUAGGGCCCCAAAUUGUAGCUGUGGUUGAAGACUCUUCCAGGAGUGAAGAUGCUAGCAGCAAUGGCACAUUUGGAAGAAUUACACCAUCAGUGCAACAUGGGAAUCUACUGCCAACUGGAAAUCAACAGCAUGCAGUGAGUCCCCCAAACCUGAUGGCAGGUCCCUCAAUAACAAUGGAGGCACAAACGGGGGGCCUGCGGUUCUUAACCUCCAAUUACAGCAGCGAGAACAACCUUCUUCACAACCUUUCCAGUUCCGUCCAUACAUCUCCAGCACCAGCCCCCCAAAUGCCACUGGAGGCACACUUACACCAAUUAGGAGCCCCACAAGUACUUUCUUCCCAGCACCCUUACAUGUUGGGCCAAGUGGUUUCACCACAACCCCCAUCAUCACAUCCUCACCUUAUCCACCACCCCAUACCACAACACCAGUCUCUUCUUCAUUCUCAGCCCCCUACACCUACACUCCAGAUGGCAAGUCUGACAGAGAUGUAUUCCCCAAACGGGCAGCCCCCCCACAUUUCUAUACUCCAAGAACAGCAACCAACGCUGCCAACUUCUAUCAACAACCACAUCACAACUACUACUGGUAAUUGUGGCAGCAGUGGUGGUACCGUGUCCCCGCUCAAUCUACAAGAUGAGCAACAAUUCCUGUUUCCCAUAACAUCUCCUCAGCAGGAUAAUCAGCCAUUGCCUAGCUUUGCUCAAAUUGGACUUCGUCCCUUUGGAGCAAACUCACUCUCUGGCUUAAGUGGAAUGACAGCAGCCACUUUUUCACUGAGUUACAGCACAGUAAACACGGGAUCAACCACAACUAUGAUCGAUAAUGUGGGGGGGCUCUUGAACAAUGACCACCAGCACUUGCUGGCAACAAUGAAGCAGAAUGAUGCCUACAACAAUAACUCAUACUGGGUAAACAACUUUGAAGAUCAGAAUAGUCUUCUGGAUGACACUAACAGCAACACACUUCAGGUAGAUUCCAACGGAAGUGUAGGUGAUGAAAACGUGUCAUCGAAUCUUUCACCAGCCAGAACACCAGACUGUCAUUCAUCUAACAUUAAUAAACCACUCCAGAUGAUGCAAUGUGCCACAGAUCUCAAACGUGAAGAUGACAUCACCAGUACGGGCACUGAAGAAAUUACUGCCAUGGUUGUUAAUAACAAUAACAUCAACACUACCACUAAUAAUAACAGCAUAAAUAACUCCAAGAAUGCUGGUUUCAAAUCAAUGUCAAUAUCGAGAGGAGAUCUUCACAAAUGCAUAGAUUGUGACAAAGUGUUUAACAAAGCAUGCUAUCUGACGCAGCACAACAAGAGCUUUCACUCAGGACACAAGCCAUACAAGUGUGAUCGGUGUGGCAAGAGAUUCACUGCAGAAUUCUUGUACCAGCAGCACUUGGGUAAACAUGCAGGUGAGAAGCCAUACAAGUGUGAAGCGUGCCCAAAACAGUUCAAUCACAAAACAGACCUACGACGUCACAUGUGCCUCCACACAGGGCACAAACCCUAUGAAUGUGAAACAUGUGGGAAGGGCUUCAUACGUAAAGAUCACAUGCUGAAGCACUGUGAAACUCACCGCAGGAAAGCUGGUCACCUCCAGCAUAACAGCAUUCAAGUGUCGGCUCAGUGAAUAAUGUUUUAUAUCUUGCGAUCGUUAAUUUGUGAACUGAAGAAACCAACAAUUUUAAUGACUAGGAAACGUAAUGUUAUUAAUAUUUUUAAACAUGUCAAAAGGAUUCCAGUUCAACCUAUUAUUUAAAUAUCUGUAUUGACUAUCAUUUUAUCCAAAAUUGAUUUGUUUUCAUAAAUGACUGAUGAAAGUUGUCUUUUGGCUGCACAAGAAGCCUGAUGUAUAAAUUGAGUUACAAAGAUCAGUUCAUAAUUUUAGCAGUACCCUUCAUUUCUUGUAUUAAAGUGACAUUGAAGCGAAUUCAAUCUUGCAGUGAUAAUGACUCUCCUGUUAAGUCUUACGGUAGGGACAUGAAAUUGUUUUCAACCUUGUUAUGCAGUGUUGGUUUAAAUUUAAGUUUGAGAAGGAUUGUUGAAUGCAAUAUUAAUAAUGAGUUUAUAUUGAGUCAUAUUUGAAUGUUUUGAGAGUUUUAUGAUGAUGGUGAUUAUCAUAUCAUUCCAUUGCACAGUAUUUUGGAUCACUUGUUUAUAAACCAGUAUGGAUGACAUCAGGCCUAAUUUAAAAUGCAGGCAUCCUAAGUUUCCAUAAUCUAAAGAAGUUGAUUUGGUUCAAGUUCCAGUUGAGUGUAAUUGUGUGAUUACAUCUUGUGUGAUAUUCGUAUGUUUAAUUUGCUUUGUAUAUUUAUAUGACAAAAUUUUACACAAUGACAUGUACAAAGGGUAUGUUGAGAUUACAUACCACUACAUAUCUGAAGAUGCUGCACAAUAUACAAUUUCCCUAAUGUUUUCUCGUGUAUUUUUAUGGCGAUUUAUUUUGAAGAUACUGGUAUGACAAUGUUAUCAGGCGUUAGUGUUGUGUUUCCUUCUCAACAUUCUAAACUGUGCCUCAAUAAAUGAACUCUAUUCCAUUAUCCUGAGGAAACAUCUUAAAUCUCAUAUCAUGGCAGCCAAACUAAUUAAUGCUUUUAUUAUUUUUACAAGACUGAUAAUGUAAGAUAUUCCAAUAAUGGUCAUAUCCAGGGUUUGAAGUGACAUGCAGUUUUCGUUACUGUUGCUAUUCUGAAUGUAGAAUAAUCCAUUAUGUUGGUGUUAUCUUGUUAAUGUAAUGUGACAUUACUGCUGAUUUGAGAUUCUUUACCUAAGGGUUUUUAAUAUAUAUUUGUUCUUUACGGGUGUGUAAGAUACGCUUGGAUGUAACAGAAGUAUUAUAGUCUUCAGUAGAGAAAUAUGUCACUCAGAAAUACUGGUCUACAAAAUUAUGAUUGUCUCUAAUGGAGGUUGACAGAAGAUGAAUUGUAUGCAGACAAUUUUUCAUCCAAUUGUGGCAUACAUUUCCUCUUCUUCCUGCAUAAUGGACAAUAGUAAUGUAAAGUUGAGGCCACUCAUGAACAGGCAUUUGUAGCUUGCCCAUGACUGGUCCAACAAUUAAAGCUUCAUAUUUUCAUGAUGACCAACAAUCCAUGCAUCAUUCCAUGACUGAUUCAACAACCCAAGCAUCUUUCCAUGACUGUGCCAACAAUCCAGUUAUCUUUUUGUAACUGGUCCAACGGUUCAAACAUAAUCUUAGCAUGACUUGUGACUGGUCUAACAAUCUAAGCUUCCUCUCUCCAUGACUGGGCCAACAUUACUGGCACCAUCUCAUGACUGGUCCCGCAUUUCAAGCAUAUUUUCUUUGUUGGUCCAAUAAUCCAAGCAUAUUUUAGUCAUCAUUCAAUCUUUGCUUGAUCUUUCCACAACUGACCCCACAGUCCAAGAAUAUUUUCAUGAUAAAAUCUAAAAAUUUGAUUAAGGUUAUUAUCCAUGACUGUUCUAAAAGUCCAUGUUCAUUUUCCAUGGCUGGUUAAAUAAUCCAAGCAUCCUUUCACAAUGUGCCAAGCAAAAAAGUAUUGUAUCAUAAUUUAUUAUACAAGAUAACUAUUUUAGUCUCUUUCCAAAAAUAACGGGUUUUGCCAUUGGUUGAUCUUAUGUUGGCAUUUGUUACAACUACCUCAGCAAUAAGUAUUAAUGUACAUAUAGUGUCAUAGAUUAAGAUCCAAUGUCCAUUUGUGUUUUUUUUAGAUUAUUAAAUAAAUUUUCAUAAAAUCAA